Mesorhabditis spiculigera is the source of this 1551-nucleotide messenger RNA. Lineage: Eukaryota; Metazoa; Nematoda; Chromadorea; Rhabditida; Rhabditidae. The record is from the annotation of a GenBank genome assembly.
AUGGCAUUCAAUCUGCGCAGCCUACUGUCCUGCCCAAUCGUGAGGGCCACAUCGAUUUCUGACGCUGGCUUCGAUGGCGUGCUGGUGAUCGGAAAUUGUGUCAAGGCGGCCAGCGAGGUGCCGGCUCUGCAGAGUGUUGCCAACGAGAUUGUUGAAUAUGCGUCGCUAAACAAGGCCGUCUCCUCAAGCGCCCAGCUAAUCCCCAUCGGCCGUUCGAUCAUCCCCGGUGGCCGUCUGAUUUUUUCCGGAACCGGCCCCCUCCACCGUGACUACGAUGAUGUACGCCGUUUUUCACAGGCCGCCACUCGCGGAAUGCAACUAGCCCUCCAAGCCGGUCUCCGUUCCCCACUCCUCGUCACCAUCCCCAACGCCAACCACCCGAAUGCAGAAUUCGUGGCAGCCCUCGGUGCCCUCAUGCCCUCGUACACCCCGCUCAAUGUCAGAAUUGAGGAAAACAAGCAGCACCUCGAGAAGAUCGGUCUCCUCUCGUUCAACCCCAAUGUCGAGAAGCUGAUCGCGGCCAUGGAGGAGGCUUUCACUGUCGCCCGUGAUGUCGGAGAGACCGAUCCGCAGCGUAUGGCUCCUCCACGUGUUGCUCAGUAUAUCAAAGAAGCAUUCAGCUCCGGAAAAAUCAAAGUGGAGAUCACGACCGACCAGGAUGUGAUCUUGAAGGAGUAUCCGUUGAUGGCAGCCGUUAACCGAGCAGCCAAUUGUGUGCCCGAGCACCAGGCCCGGCUCAUUCGUUUGGAGUACAACCCGGAGGGAAAGGUCGAGGAGACGUUGUUCUUUGUUGGAAAAGGAGUCACCAUCGACACUGGCGGCUGCGACUUGAAGGUCAACGGUGUCAUGCACGGAAUGUGUCGCGACAAGUUCGGAUCGGCCGUCGUUGCUGGCAUCUUCAAGAUUCUCGAGCUUUUGCAGCCAAAGGGUGUCAAGGUGGUUGGCUACAUGUGCAUGGUGCGGAACAGCAUCGGGUCGAAUGCGUAUACUUGCGAUGAGGUAAUCACUGCCCGUUCCGGCAAACGUAUCCACAUCUACAAUACGGAUGCCGAGGGACGAAUCACGAUGCUCGACCCGCUGACCCGGGCCAAGGAUGAAGCCCUGAACGAGACGAACCCCCAUUUGUAUACACUUGCUACAUUGACUGGUCAUGCUGCCCUCUCUUACGGUUAUUACGCUGCUUUUAUGGACAAUGGACCGGCUAAGACGGCCGGAACUAGCUUGAAGAUCCAGGAAGCCGGUGAUCACUACGGGCAACCGAUUGAGAUCAGCCGUCUUCAUCAUGAUGACUACGAUUUCCACAAUGCCGAGGGGCAACAGGCCGAUAUUCGUCAGGGUAACACCCGCCCAUCAGUCCAAACCCUUCGUGGGCAUAUGGGGCCCGCCGCGUUUUUGAUUCGGGCUUCCGGUAUCGAAGCCCAUGGUAACGACUCGGAGAAGCCGCUGAAAUUCACGCACGUCGACAUGGGAUCGUGCUGCGGAGACCACCCGAGCACCUCGACCCCGAAUCCCUUGAUCGCCCUCACUGCCGGCCUCAUCCUGCCGCACCUG